Lonchura striata (white-rumped munia) is the source of this 2586-nucleotide messenger RNA. Lineage: Eukaryota; Metazoa; Chordata; Aves; Passeriformes; Estrildidae. The record is from RefSeq and is a predicted model, not a curated record.
AUGAACAGCAGUGCUGGGACAUUAUUCUCUUUUAGAAGCACCCCCGAGCUGAGCCCGGCGGACAGGAAGGAGCUGGAGGCCAAGCUGAAGGAGCGGGAGGAGUUCCUGGCCCCCAUGUACCAGCAGGUGGCCAUGCAGUUCGCUGACCUGCACGACACGCCCGGCAGGAUGCAGGAGAAAGGGGCCAUCACCGACGUGCUGGACUGGAAAACCUCGCGCACCUUCUUCUACUGGCGGCUGCGGCGGCUGCUGCUGGAGGAGGUGGUGAAGGGCAAGAUCCACGAGGCCAACCCCGAGCUGACGGACGGGCAGAUCCAGGCCAUGCUGCGCCGCUGGUUCGUCGAGGUGGAGGGCACGGUCAAGGCCUACCUGUGGGACAGCAACAAGGACCUGGUGGAGUGGCUGGAGAAGCAGCUGACGGAGGAGGAGGGCGUUCGCUCGGUGGUGGAGGAGAACAUCAAAUACAUCUCCAGGGAUUACGUGCUCAAGCAGAUCCGGAGCCUGGUCCAGGCCAACCCCGAGGUUGCCAUGGAUUCCAUCGUGCACAUGACCCAGCACAUCUCCCCCACGCAGCGAGCCGAGGUCGUGCGGAUCCUCUCCACAAUGGACUCGCCUUCGUCCACGUAAGAGCCGGGGCUCCUCUGCCCCUGCCCGGGAGGAGCCCGGAGCCGGGACCUGCCCUUGCUCUGCUCGGCCGCGCCGCCGGGGGAGGCUCAGGGAGCGCUGCUGCAGUGACAUUUUUAUCUUUUCAAAUCAGGCUGGCCAGAGGAAGCGUGUCCUUUGGCCAGGGACACGAGGAAAAUGUAUAAAAACACAAAGCGCCUGCGGAACUGAGUCCCCGCUGUCCUCCUGUACCUUAUUUAUUGAACAGAGCGGGGCUGGGUGCUCCGGUACCGCGAGGCCUUGGCGUGGCAGGGACGCCCCUGUCCCCCCAGGGACACCCCUGUCCUUGCAGGGACACCCUGCCCUCCUCUCCUCUCCUCCCCCGUGCUGACAAGUGCCAAUGUCCCCCUGUCCCCCCGCAGCCCCUGGCUCCGUCAGUGGCGAUUUGUGUGUCACCCUGUGUCAGUGGUGAUCUGAUCUGUGUGUCCCACGUCUGUCUCGUCUCCUAGGUAGAGCAAAACCAGCCUUCAGCUGCUGUGGCGGGGCUGUCCCUGUGCCCCCAGGAGGCUCCCAGGCUGCCCAGGGCUGGGAAGGUUUUUGGGGCGCAGGGUUUUGGGGGAUUUGCAGCCCUGUCGCUUUGCCUUUGUGCCCGAUUCCUUUAGAGCAGGCUGUGAACUGUGUGAAAGGCCCUUCUGGGAGGAGGCACAAGAGACCAAAGUGCAGCUGCUCAGCAUUUCUGCCCUCCCUGCCCUGGUGUUUUCAGGGCUAAAGGCAGGGGCAGCCCCGCUGUGGAUCCUCGCUGAGUGUUCAUCCCAGAGGCAGGUCCAGGGUGAGGUGAGGAAGGAGAAAGGACAGAGCCAAAUCCCCCAGCGGGGCUGCAGAAGGAAAUCUCAGCGUGAGGAUCCAAGGAGAGCUUUUCUCCAUCACCCUGCCCUGCCCCAGAGCUGCCUGUGUGGCUGGGGAGGGGCCACUCUUGCCUGGGAAUGGGAAAAAAUGUCAGGUUUGGAUCUCAUUGCAAUGGUCAGGAAGAAUUGGGUGGCAGCUGCCCAGGUCCCCCCAGAUCCCCAACUUCUUUCUACUUGUUUUUUAAUGUCAGAGAAGCUCGGAGAAGCUGCAGUGCUGGAGGGAAGCACAGCCCACCCCUCACACAGCUCCUGCUGCAGAGCUGGGCCUGGGCACUCCGGGCUCACCAGUGAUGGUCUUGGAAGAAUUUCAGAUUUUACAGCCCCUCCUUUAGUCCAGCAGGAAGGGCUGUAGGUCAGAAGUAUGGCACAUCAGAAGGGCUGUUUUAUGAGAGAAUUAAUCCAUGAUGCUGCCAGUGCCUCUCACCCUUCCCUGUUUCCUCCCGAAGUGCAAUGCAGCCCUUCUGCCAGUGCUGCCAGUGACUGGAGGUGCCAGCCCGGGGUCGCUGCUCCCCUGCCUGUGGCCAGCAGAGCUCAGCCACCUGCAGGUCUUGCUUUUUCUUAAUAGUUAAGAACCCUAAUUUGAUUUAAGAGAUUUUUUUUUUUCCACUAGAGCCCCCUGAACAAGCCCCAAAGAUGCUUUUGCUUACGCCAGGGUGGGCUGCAGCAGGACACACAGACAGAGAAUGUGUCAGCCGGGCAGGACCGGGACUUGUGGGGCUGCUCUGCUGUCACCAGGAUCCCCCCGUGGUGGUGUCACCAGGGUCCCUUCUGCAGGACAUCUGGAGGUGUCCCCGUGCCCACUCUGCCACAGCCUCCCCCCAUUUCAGUGUUCCCAGCACCGGCUCACACCCCACUCAAUCUGGGGGUAAAGCAGCUCAAAAAAACCUGCUGGGUGACACCGGGGUCUGCAGUGGCCCUGGGGGUCUGGGCCUGCUGGGGCCCUGUGGCAGCAGCACCUGGAUGUCCCCAGGUGUGGGGGGUCACCGGGAGGGGGACAGCCCCUGGGUACGAACGGUUCUCGCUGGUGCUGAAGUAUUUCACUUACCUCAAUUUCUUUUAAUAAAAAGAAUGAAUUCCA